Batrachochytrium dendrobatidis JAM81 is the source of this 4094-nucleotide messenger RNA. RefSeq lists its product as uncharacterized. The transcript has 3 exons. Lineage: Eukaryota; Fungi; Chytridiomycota; Chytridiomycetes; Rhizophydiales. Gene Ontology annotation, molecular function: phosphatidylinositol binding. The record is from RefSeq and is a predicted model, not a curated record. Gene Ontology annotation, cellular component: intracellular membrane-bounded organelle. The coding region runs from base 1 to 4086 and encodes 1361 amino acids.
AUGAUUAAAACAACUCCUCCACUGUAUCUUGCGGCAUCGCCUGUUGUUGUGCUCACAUGUAUAGCCAUUGCACCUCGAACAAGCUUAAUCCUCGUACUUUUACUAACUGCAUUUGGACUGGGAAGAAUCUGGGAUGUAAUGCAACUCCCGGCUGAAUCUGGUGCAAGCCGAGUUAUAUCUAUUAUAAAAAUGCAACCAUCAAAAGACGAUGAGCUCGUUCAACUUUUUCACCAAGAGCAAUCGGCUGCCCAGAGUCGCGCAGUUUCUCCAACAGCAGUGUCUUUACAGGUCAUGGCUUCAAUCGACAAACUCAUUUCAUAUAUAGUGCGUGAUUUUAUCAAUGGAUGGUACGUGAAGCUCAACCACUCCAACAGUCAAGAGUUUCCUGAAGCCAUACAUGUUUCAUUGAGAGAAGCGUUUGUUACUCUGGGAUUGUCUGCUAGUAAAAUGAAUCCUGUCAAUUUGGUCCUGGCUGUGAUUGGUGUUGUUCUAACGCACUUGAGAGAGUAUAAGCAUUUUGAAUCCACACAGCUUUCACUUGAUGAAUACAUUCAACAGCAUCCCAAGUCUGUGUUUUGUAGAUGCUCAACACCAGAGCAAGUCAAUGAGCAUCUAAGAGAUCUUUCGAUGCGAAUAUCGAUCCAUAUUCUUCCUCGUGCAGAUCGUUCCAGCUCGGUCGUGUUUGGCAUUGUGAGAGAAAUACUCGCUACUACAGUACUAUUAUCUGUUGUAAACAAAUUUUCCGAUCCAGAUUGGCUGAACAUGACGUUGCUGAAUGCAUUAAAGCCAAAACCUUCUAACGAUAUGCCAGCACCCACAGCCAAUGAAACGGAUUUUGUUGAUACAGGUGCUGAUACAGCAUCCAUCACAACAGGCGAAAUAAAGCGUGCAGCAAGUAUCGAAGAUUCUUUUUCAGAAACAGGUAUAUCAGAAACAACGUCUUUGGGACCUUCAUCGAUACAGCCACGACAUGUUUUAGAUACCACACGCCCAUUGUCAAUCUCCUUUUCAAUGUCUUCAGGAAAUUCCAUAUCCUUACCAAAGCGCCUAAAAUAUAUGACCAUACGAUCUAUAAACUCACUCAAGCGAUUGAGUUUGAGCUCCACAUCAUCAGCACUUACCACCAAAACUCAGAUCCACGUUAAAGUGUUGGAAUCGCGUCAGCUGCCAGUUAUAAGUACCCACCAGGUAUAUUGCACAGCAGCUGUUGGCACCCAGUCUUUCAAAUCUUCCAAAGUUCCGGCCGAGACUAAUCCAGUAUGGGACUUUUCAUGUUGGUUUGGUGUUCCUGAAGAAACGGGUGACGAUGUAAUGGAUGCUAGUAUUCGCUGUAUUGUGGUGGAUAUCAUCAGCACAAAAAACAUAUUUACAGGAGAGUUGAUUGGUACAGUACGAAUUGAACUGAAUGAUUUGGAGCCCAAUCGAAUCAAACGAGCCUGGAUACCUAUCGACACCACUCGAUCUCGUCUGGCUGUUUCUACCGAUGCCGAAAUGUUGAUAGAAGCUGUUUACAUCAACACGGAUAUGUUGGACGAUCUGGAAUCAACUGAUGAUGAAGACGAAGCGGGAUGUACUGAUCAUUCUGAUCGCGCUGAUACUGUAUUUGCACACAUGAAUGAUGCAAACAGUUUUACUUUUGCUCCAUCCAUUUCCAAUAUUGGUGGCAUUGCUGUCACUUCAUGGGACAUUCUCAAUAUAAAUGGAUCCGCUUAUGGUGCUUUGGAAAUGUAUACAGAAUUUCUUAUUCAAGGUGGACAUGCAGGACACAUUCGAAUCUAUCAUGAAAUGGAAGAGUUUGAGCGUGCAGCAAGAGGCGUGAUGUCGAAUUCUGUAGACAGCAAGUAUACCUCCAUUACUGAAUUGCACGAUUUGGCUUUACAAAUUGUAACCGAUAUUAGAAGUGCCAUCACACGAGACGUAUUACCCUUAUCAUUUGGCGACAUGAAUGAAAAUUUGGAAACGCUGAAUAAGGUGCGCAAAGAGAUUGAUGUUCAAAUUCAUCCAGAAUUAUUCAAAUGUCUACAGGAACGGAUCGAAGCCUAUUUGGAUUCAUUUAUGCUCGAGACUUUCAAACAAACUGAAACGUUUAUCAAGUUUGUGCAGAAUGAUGGAUUAAAACCCGUAGAACCAGUACAACCCACGAGUGAAUGUAAACCUAUUGAAGAUCCUUUAUUUAUCAAAGCUGUAGACGACUCUGAUUUUUCUAGUGUUACGACCAGCAAAGAUUUAAACAAUAGUGACACGAGCUUACCUGUCUCGCUUGAUUUGGAUGUUGGCCAUAAACAUUUUCGCAGAGACAACAUCAAGACGGCAAUUCAAGCUACACGAGAUCGUAUUUCUGUCAUUGGCGAGAGCAUAAGUACUGCAGAUCCAGACACGCUUCAGACACUUUUGGAGUCGAAAUUUGCUUUGCAAACUGAUCUUGAUUCUUUGAUGGAAAUGCUAUCAGACGAAGAAUUUCACCACGAAAGCUUAGAGGGUAAGCAUACGAGUAACGCCAGCUCUAAGCCCAUUGACAGUCUUGACUCUUUUGUAUUUGUUGAUUUGGAUGGCGUUUCUAUUGGCAUUGUUGAUGCGGUAGAUGAAGCUGCUACUACACUUACGCAGCGACCUGGACGAUCCGAUAGUCUCCUUCGUCUUGGAUCCAUUAUUAAUGCCACUGGAGUAAUAGCAGCUCAAACCCUAGGUGCAUCAACUUUAUCCACUAAUCUUGGUGGUGGUCAUUCUACAUCCUCGACACCGUUUGUUGCGUUUGAAUUUAUUGUGACCAUCAAAUCUCGUGAAGAUGAUACAUGGACACUAGUCAAGACCUAUGAAGAAUUUGAACGUCUUCAUCGUUUGUUAUGUGUUCAUUUUAGCAAAGCAAAUGCGAUUACGUUUCCAGCUCGGCCUCCACUUGAAGGUUUGGUUGAUAUUUCAAACGAUAUCUCCAUGACAUCUACUGCAGCGUCUAUUUUCACUGGUGGAGCUUUUUCCACAGCGAGCCAUGCUGCCGAUGCAAUAGAGCGACACACUCUACGGAUCAAUGCACGUAAGCAUCUUGCAAGCGAGUUGGAGAUGUAUUUGAAACAGAUGGUUCAAGAUACGGUUUUAAGACUAUCUACUCAAGUGAUCACAUUUCUCAGUAAGCCAGCAUCUGUUCAUAGUUCUGGGGAUGCAACACCUACUUCGGCAUCGCUUCGACAUGUUGGCUCAAACGGUGAACUGGGGAAUAUGAUGCUCAGAGCAUUCAAGAGUGCAGGAUCUGCAUUAAAAAAAGUUGCUACUGUGGGAGAUGGUAAUAGUAGUUUGGGGACUUUAAGCACCAUUUCACAAUCGUUAAGUAAUGAUACCAGAUCCUUUACAGACUCCAAGUCUUCUGUUGCUAGUGUAGUCCAUCCAACGAUUGCGCAAUCUGAUUCUCAAUCUGAUUCUCAACCUGAAACUCCAACAUUAAACGUCGCGCAGCCUGUAAAUGCUGAAUGGACUUUAUUGGAAGAAUCUGAUCAACCCAACACCCAGCAUUUAAAAUCCCAUGAAACGCUUCCUGAAAAACAGCAUCUCUCUCAAAGUGAUCUUAAUGUCAUUCUCGAGUGCACUAUUAGUGCUAUUGAAGAGGUGUUUCAACUUACUUCUCCAACGCAAUGGAUUCGACAGCAGUCGCUUCAUGUUGUCCGUGUGGUGUUGUACCAAACGUAUGGGUCCACCAUUUCAUCUUGGAUGCAGAGAAAAGUGGAAGGAGCAAUGUCUGAAGAAAGCGCAAUCAAGUGUCUUGAUGGCAUAAGUGGAGCUUUAUGGCCCGAUGGAAGAGUUUGGGGAUCAAAUAUAACCCAUGAAGAAGGAGUUUCUCCACAAGUUAGAAAUGACGACGACAAGAGAGAUACGCGUAUUUCAGCCAAGUCGGUAUUGAUGGUUGGUGGUGAAGAAGAUCCUAUUUCUCCAUCGCCCAUCAAAGCUAAAUUGGAUACUCUUGCUAGAGUCGUUGGAAAGCAAAAUGCGUCUGUUGGGCUUGCUAGAAUAUUUAAUAUGAUCCAAGUCCAGCGAUUAAAUAUAUCUCUACUCUGCUUACUUCUUGAAUGUAUUGUCAAAAAUGUUCUUAACCAAUAAACCUUUUU